AUGGCCAUGAGCGUAGAGGACUUCUGUGACACGUCUGCGACACCAGGCCGGCACUACAGGUUCAGGUUUCUCACCUUCAACUUGGCCAACAGCCAGCAGCUGCAGUCAUCAGAUGCGAUUCAAGGUCUCUUCGGACAGCCCCUGGAAAGAAGUCUGGCCUCGCCGCUCUCUGACGGUUCGGACCCCGAUGCCAUCUUCGUCUCGUUUCCGGAGAGCUGCCUGGACAUCGCCAGCCUCAGCGAGCAGUUGGGCACCAUCUUCCCGCGCUGCCGGUUGCAAGCGCAAAGUGCCGCUGCUGAGUCCAAGCAGACGAAGUCGACGAAGGUUCGCGCGUUGAUCGAAGAAGUGGCUGCCAGACACAGCGGGGACAUGCAGACGCUGCUGAUCCACGAUGAUGCCAGGUUUCAGGAGGAUGCCGCAACAAUCUUCGGGCUUCUGACAGAUGUCACUGUGGCCGGCGUGCGUGUUCCGAACCCAAAGAAGUCCUUUGUGGGCCAAGGCGUCGCUGAGUCAGGCGGUGCUCGCUUUGGCUUCAUCGGCGCCCACUUCCCCAUCACCCAGCUGGCUGCACUUCUGGACUCCGAGGACCUUCGGACGCGAGCUGCGAAAGCAGAGGGCUCUACGCUGCAGGCGGCGAAGCGGCUGCUGGCUGCGGGCUUGCGAAGCGUCCUGCGCACGGCAGCCUCGACGAUGAGUGUGGACGGCAAUACCGUCCUCUUCCUCCAGGGCGAUCUGAACAGUCGCACCCUGCUCGAGGGUUCGCGAUGCAAAGAUGUCUUGCUCGAGGUUUUCAAGGACCGACCUCUGCAGCGAGCCAUCCAGCGCGGAUUGGAGCUGCCCAGUGGGCGCUGGCACGAGGUCGGCGCUGGUUCCUCCGAGUCGCUGCGCGCCGCAGCCUUGCCGGUGACCUACAAGUUCCAGCCGAACCCGGCGGAAGCUUCGGCUCUCGACGAAGCACUCAGGAUUGGAGACGUCCUGGAGGAGGCCAGCAAAGCCAGGCUCUUUCCGAACGCGCCCUCGGGCGAGCAAGGUGUUCAUGUCCCGGAGAAAUACCGUGAAACUAUGGUCGAUGCAGAAGAAGCUUGCAGUCGUUGGGGCUUGGCUUUUAAGAAGUCCGCCUUCCGCCCCUUCCGGUUCCCGGCCUGCCCAGAUCGCAUGAUCUACUGGGCCGCAGAUUCGCUGAAUGAGCGCAUGUCCUGGGAGCUGCCGCAGGGCGGAUACCAGGUGAACUUUGAGCAGCUGGGAAGUGAUCACAAGCCCGUGUGGCUGGACUUGUCUCUCCACAUCGCACCACCCCUGGAGCGCGCAGCCAGCCCCGAGAAAGAGAGGGAGGGGGAAGUGGAAGAUCUGGACGACUUUGACUCUCUUCCAGGGGAGGGUGCGGGCACGUCGCAGCCAAGCACAGCUCCACCACUGCAUCCAACGAGCGUUGGCUCAGUCAUGUCCUGGUGGGCCAGGUGUCGGCCAAAUUUGCGCCCCGGCCGGGACUGGAACUGGACGCCCGACCGCGAUGCAGCGGACUGCGAAAUCUGUGACGUCCCUUUCUCGCUCCUGCGCCGACGUCAUCAUUGUCGCCACUGCGGGCGCUGCGUUUGUGAUGGCUGCAGCCCUGUCGAUGGCUGGCGCUGUAUCCCCGAGGUGGACCCCGCGCGCCCGAGCCGCCUUUGCCUCGACUGCGCUCCGGCAGAAAGGAGCAGCGCGUCGGCAUAUCCGAGCGGCGGGACGCGCGUGUGA
Molecule: messenger RNA, 1734 nt
Organism: Symbiodinium natans
Lineage: Eukaryota; Dinophyceae; Suessiales; Symbiodiniaceae
Source: the annotation of a GenBank genome assembly